Molecule: messenger RNA, 609 nt
Organism: Salvelinus sp. IW2-2015
Lineage: Eukaryota; Metazoa; Chordata; Actinopteri; Salmoniformes; Salmonidae
Source: RefSeq, a predicted model, not a curated record
UACCAAUGGAAGAGGAUUCACAAGGCAAUAGAGAGGUCCAGUAUUCUCCAGGAGAGCCUGAUAAAGCUGGUAGAAGCCUGUAAUGACCAGAGCCACAGUAUGGACCGCUGGCUCAGUAAACUAGAGGCUUCUAACUGGCAGACUCACGUCAAGGAGAUCCUCACUACUGCCUGUCUGGCUGCUCAGUGCAUCGACAGGGAGGGUGCGUCAGUACUUGUGCACGGGACAGAGGGGACAGACUCGACCCUACAGGUGACGUCUCUGGCUCAGAUCAUCCUGGACCCAGCCUGCAGGACCAUCCAGGGAUURCAAACUUUAGUGGAGAGAGAGUGGCUGCAGGCGGGCCAUCCGUUCCAGCAGCGUUGUUCCCAGUCAGCCUACAGUAACAGUAAGCCUCGUUGUGAAGCUCCGGUGUUCCUGCUCUUCCUAGACUGUGUGUGGCAGAUCCUCCGCCAGUUCCCCUGCUCCUUCCAGUUCUCGCAACACUUCCUGGUUCUGCUCUUCGAACACGCCUACGCCUCGCAGUUCGGGACCUUCGUGGGCAACAGCGCCUCCGAGAGGUCUAAGUUGAACCUGUCUAAAGGAACCAGUCUCUCGGUGUCGUGGUGA